AUGCUGUCUGAUCAUCCAACGUCUUCAACUACACAACAGCCCUUUUCGAGCCCCCAGCCAGCCCCCAUACAACAAGCCGCAUCACCCCCAACGAAGCAGAGUUUGAAGAGCUGGUGGAAGACAUUUCGACCUCCUGCUAGGACUCAGGAGCCCAGUACUGGUAAAGACCCCCCAAAGUUUCUUUUGUUGAAGGCCCAGAAACAGAGUGAGGAUCUGGGCCAUUCUCUCUAUGCCAAUUUUGUUUCCAAUCUGCCGAGAAAUUUGGAUCCUCUAUUCAAGGAGAAUGCAAUGGACAACAAUACAUCAAUAGUAGACGGCACUCCAGAGUUUGCGACAGAUACAGUACCAGAAGCAGACGAAUUAGCGACAAAGACACAAUCAAGCACAACAACUUUCACAGGACAUACACAGUCUCUUCACGAGUACAAGUCUAGGAGUCUUCUCUGGCCGUCAUCUUCCAGUUUAGUGUCUGGAAAACAUAUUUUGAUGGACAAUUCUCAGCUCAAUUCCAACUAUGAAACCAGACACCCCCAGUCAACAAGUGGUAUAAAACGAAGAAAGAGAAGUUCUUUCAGCAAAAAACUGUCCAAGGAUAUAGCAGCUAAGCAGCGUUCCAAAAUCCGUGUUCAAAACAAUCAUAGCCAUUAUAUAAAGCAGCAAAGCACCCAAUCUCUAAGCAGAAGUCAACAAUUGCUAAACUUCUGUCGUUAUCAUCACAUAAAAUUCAGCUUGUUAAAAUUGGUAACAAUGAUAAAAUCAAAACUGACAAAAGAAACUCCAGAAUCCCAACCAACAGGUAUAUUUGGUGUACCUUUGCGACAGAGUAUCGCAUAUGCAAAUGUCGCUAUCUCCCUCGUCGAUGCCCAAGGACAAAGCUACAUAUAUGGUUAUGUACCAAUAGUGGUUGCAAAGUGUGGAGUUUAUUUGAAAGAGAAAGCAACCAAUGUUGAGGGAAUCUUCCGGCUCAGUGGCUCGGAAAAGCGCAUUAAAGAAUUGAAAACAAUUUUUGAUUCUCCCGAUCGUUAUGGAAAAGGCCUUGAUUGGGCUGGGUACACAGUUCAUGAUGCGGCAAACGUGCUACGAAGAUAUCUUAAUUUACUACCAGAACCAAUUGUCCCGCUUGAUUUAUAUUCGCGAUUUAGAGAGCCUUUAAGAGGUCAUACUAUGGCAGCAGUUGGCGACAGUGAUGGUAGCCCCCAAUUUUCUGACAAUUUUGAUGUCAACAAGGCCAUCGUUACUUAUCAGCAACUGAUCACCGAAUUACCCCCAUUGAAUCGUCAGCUAUUAUUAUACAUUCUCGAUCUCCUAGCAGUUUUCGCCUCAAAAUCGGAUGAAAAUAGAAUGACAGCAGUCAACCUCGCAGCCAUCUUCCAGCCCGGUAUGCUUUCACACCCGGAACAUGACAUGGCACCUGCGGAAUAUCGUCUAAGUCAAGACGUACUAAUUUUCUUGAUUGAAAAUCAAGAUCAUUUCCUAAUUGGGAUGAGAGGUACAGCAGCGGAUGAGCAGACAUUAAAUGAGGUGGAACACGGUACUCCUCCCCCAGGAACUCCCACUACGCCUGGUAGAUCGAAGACCGCAAUUGGAAGAUCCGCCUCAAAUGCUAGCGCUGGAGCCGAUAGUGUGCGCAAGUUCGGUGGCAUUCGACGUAAUGUGUCUGUCUCGUCCCGUCAUUCGCGACAGUCGAAUGGUGCCCCCAGCCCGGCAAGUCCAGCUUAUGGUAUUGCACUUACUUCUUCAUCCAGCGGUGGUGUUCAUAGAAGCAAUACUGUACCUUCAAAGAAAUCCCCUGGAUUGCCAUCAUCUCGAAUGAUUAAAAAUGCUGGCCCACCCUCACCAUCCCCAGCUGGCCUAACUGCCAAUCGUUCCAACGGACCUCGAGGUCUUUCACCUGCGCUUCCUCCAUCUCCUGGUCAUCUUUCGCCGUCUCCAGCUUUAGCACUGAACACGACUACCGAAUCAAGUCUUGCCGAUUCAGGCCAUACGGUGACCAGCCAGGAGCGCCUGAUUCCCGAAUCAAGUGAGCGCUCUCCUGAGGUCUCUACUCCAUCUAGAAUUGUCUCAAACCUGUUUCAGCGAUCACCUACGGAAAGUACCGAUAGACGACAACCUAAUAAGCUAAGGAAAAAACGUGCUCCAGGAAGCUCGAAUCUUAGCGCUCAGAGCUCGACAAAUUCUUUGAAUGGGCGAUCAUCUUCAAUCUCCCCGGGCCUUCAUGCAUCUCGUGGUAACUCGGAUCAUGCAGAGCAUCCUCAUCUGGAACAUUUGUCGACAUUGAACCCGAUAUUGUCUAAUACUCAAGCUACACCUCCCGCUACUGAAACCCCGCGUGCUGAACAACCUCCUCAUUUUACACCUAUGCGACCAGAGGAUCCUCACCACCCAUCCGAUAGAACCUUGCGCCCGGUCAUAUCACCUGUAUCUUCCUUACAUUCUCACUCAUCUUUCAAUGAUCAAUCGGAUCUUGAUCAUGGGGAAGAUCCUGCUCUCGCAGAGGCAAGAGAAAAACGUUCAAUGUGGCGUCUUUCGCGGCGCAGAGAUGACUCAAACACAUUGGGAGCUACAUUGAGCCCAAACAAAAAUGGGUCAGAUAGUGGUGCUGGUGCGAGCUCAAGUUCUGUAGGCAGCUCAGGCAGACCUCGAAAGAGUUUCACUGGCGAUACUGUGCCUGUCGGCCCUGACUCAGGCUUACCCCACGCUCAAAUCAUGUCCAGCAAUGAUAGUGGAUCUGUCGCGCCCGAGGAGAGAAGAGGACCCCUAGGAUGGAUCAAAAGCAAGAUGCGAGAGAAGCGAGAUGAGAGUCGGGAGAAGGAUGCUGAGCGGGAACGUAAUAAAACUCCGCCCGGCGAUCGCCCAUCUAACAUCAGUUCUUCGGCCCUAGCCCCGCGGCGCAAGAGCAUAGACGUCAAUAGAGGAGAAGAAUCUGAGCGUCCCAACGGGAAAGAGCAUAACUUAUCUCAAUAA
Molecule: messenger RNA, 2964 nt
Organism: Botrytis deweyae
Lineage: Eukaryota; Fungi; Ascomycota; Leotiomycetes; Helotiales; Sclerotiniaceae
Exons: 2
Coding region: 1-2964 (987 amino acids)
Biological process (GO): regulation of fungal-type cell wall organization; signal transduction; activation of GTPase activity
Cellular component (GO): cell cortex
Molecular function (GO): GTPase activator activity
Source: RefSeq, a predicted model, not a curated record